This is a messenger RNA of Trypanosoma grayi, 315 nucleotides long. RefSeq lists its product as hypothetical. The record is from RefSeq and is a predicted model, not a curated record. The transcript has a single exon. Bases 1 to 315 code for a protein of 104 amino acids. Lineage: Eukaryota; Euglenozoa; Kinetoplastea; Trypanosomatida; Trypanosomatidae.
AUGCCGAGCGGGCGAAGCCUGGGAGAGAGUCAAGGCUCCGCCGACCUCGUUGAAGCGGGGAUCGGGCGGGCCGGCGCUGCUGAACUGGUGCCGGGGACAAAUACGGAAAGCAUGGGUACACGUGAUGUGCGUGAUGUGAGUGUUGCCUCCCCGCCAGAAGGCACGGCUGCGGACGCUGUGAGUGUGCCUGAGCCUGUGGUGGAGGGAAGGUUGCAGGAGAGUGGCAGUGCCGACGGCGGCGGCGGCUCAGCGUUGCUACGCCCAUCGUUGCUUGUUCUUCUGCUUGGGGCGCUGACCUGUCUGGCUGUGUGCUGA